GGUCAAAACAAUUUCUCCACAUGCAAACGAGAAUGGACAAAAAUUGGUUGCUACCAAGAUAGACAACCUUCCCGACUACUCCCUGAGAUGCUGUUGAACGACACGGAUAGGUACAGUAAAUACCAUGAGCAGGGUUAUCUUCUGAACUGGCACAAGUGGAAAGAAUCGAUUCACAGGUAGGGUAAAUUUUAUCAAACACAUACAAAAGUAAUGUUACUUUACAUUGUAUAACACAAGAAAUCAAUAACUCUAUAAAUGAAGGAAAGCUAGAUACCAUGUGAUUAGAAUAGAUCCAAGCUUCGCGUCAUCAAGUUUAGGUCAUAACUACAGCCUUAACAUGCAUAUACACAUAUGUAUAUUUCUAUUUCUAUUUAUCUAUCUUAAUAUUCUGUCCACCUAUCCAUCCUAUCAAGCCACAGAUUCGCCAUUUUCAUCAAAAUCGCCACUCGCUAAGGCCGGAGCCCUUUUGCCAUCUAAUUUGAAUAUUCGCCAAACCCAUGGCAAACCCAUGGCAAAUCUUCCGCCAGAUUCGCUGAUUUUGUCACAUUCGCCAUUUUCGCCAAAAUUGUCACUUUACAAGAGAGCCUCUUGAUAUCUCAUUUGAACUCGCAAAUGUACGCUAAAUUUCCCAUUUUCGUCACAUUUUCAUUUUUGUCAAAUUUGACAUUUUCGUCAAAUGCGCCAGUAUACAAGGGACGGCUCUUAACAUCUCCCCUUGAAUUUUCUCCAAACCUCCGGCAAAUUUUUGCCAUUUUCGCCGUUGAAUGCUUUUCUGGACAUAAGUGUCUAAGUUGACGUUGGAAAUUUCAUUCUAAAUACAUUAUUAAACAAGUUUGAUUUACUCCCUUUAGCCUUGCCUGUCGCUGUGCCGAAAGAGCCCUGCAAAAAGGUUAUAAUUACUUUGGUCUGCAGUUUUACGGCGAGUGUUGGAGUGGACCGUUCGCCGAGUUCAAUUACAGUCGCGCCGGCGUGUCAGACAGAUGUAUCAUGAAUCUUAAAAAACCAACCGCCUGCGUACAAGCUCAAGAUCAGGAAUGUGUCGGGCAGCAGCUUACUAACUACAUCUAUAAGCUAACAUCAAGUAAGAACCAUCAGUUAGUGUCGGAUCAAAAUGUUUGAUAGCCCAUAGCCUGGAGAUACAGCAAGGGAUGUUCCUCACCCGGAACAGGGAACUUAAACAAGGGUUAAGUUCCCUAAUGUCCCUAGUGGCGAGGAGCGAGGUGACACUGCUAUAUUCGCAGGCUGUGUAUCCCAGGGUUAGCGCUUUCACAUUCGCCGUAUCUGGCCGCGGACCGCUCGCGCAUAAUAAGUGUCACCAUAUUAAUUGCUAACCCGUCAAAUUUACGUUUCCAGCGUUAAAACACUUUAAAGUAAGGGGGUGUUUUACAUGACACCGGCGCGAGUUCAAUCUGGUUCCCUCUCGUGGCUCCGUAUUUGUUUACAUGAUACCACCACAAAAUGUCAUGUCGGCGUGAGUUCACCGCUGUUAUUGUACCAGAGCGAGAAUUUCUGACUCCGGUAGGGGUAUCAUGUAAACGCGAAAUGACCACUCGAAAUCCCGAAGAGGCAUCCUAGCAGCUCGCGCGUAUAUAUACAAAAAUACUAAUCUUACACUUGAAAUAUGCAGUCAGUAUAAGGAAAAAAGUCUAGACCCGAUUUGUUUGAUCAGGGGCCGCAUGGAAACGUUGGGUAAUGAUGACGUUACUAUUGUUGACGCCCGCAAGUAUGAAUUGGUUAGGAUGACGUAAAACAGAAAAUGCCCAAAGGGACCGCUUUGGUCUUAUAGCAGGCGUUUUGAAAGUAAUGGACCAAAAGACACUCUUUAAGUUAACCCCUUUGGGCGCAUGCACGUGUUCAAAGGGAUUAAUUGCACAACAGAACCUCUACUAGUGUCAGAUUGUCGUUUAUCAUAUUUCACUACUCGUUGGAUGUUUGUUCGUGACGAAUGUUACAGUUGCUUUUGGGUAAAUCAAGUAAGACUAAUAAAUGUCCCGGUUGGAAAGUUUAAAAUCAGCAUACGACUUUGGCCCUCCGGCAAACAUUGCCCUGUCCCCAACUUGGUCGAGGACGACUCAGCACACUCCGAGACGACGGCGGCUGCACCCCCGGACAAUAUGGAUUCUAAUGUCAUUCUUAUCAAGUCCGUCGCCGAUGAAGUUAUAAGGGGCGUAUAUAUAUAGUUAUAAGGAGCGUAUAUAUACCCUUUCAGAGUUUGCCAAACACGAGUUUACCAUUCACAAAUCUUUGAUUAGCAACGAUUUGCCAGACACAACUCUCUUUGGGGGAAUACAAAGUCUACGUCCACAAACAAGCAAGUUUCACUAUACAAACGAGUGAAUCAACGGCUAGCUUAUCACUAGCACAACGAUGGACGACCACCAUUACGGAAUUGAAAUUCGUUAAGUGAUUAACUGAAUUCUGCGCUGACGUAUCCCCUGCUCACAGAUGUCCUUCUAUAAAGUCUUUGUUUUAAGUGUUACCUUGCGUAAAAAGUGAAAAAGAAAUAGCAAAAACUUACCACUUCUAAUCACACCUUUACUUGUGGUUUUCUUGUGGCGGGGUUAGCUGUAGUGUCAACUAUUACUAGCUUAUCAACAUGAAGAGUAUCUUCAGAGAAACGUGAUAUGAAGUGACCCAGUCAUCAUGUAAACGCUUUACGAAAUCAAGAAGUCAUCCCGGUAUGAAACUCACGCCGGUGCGAGUUUUCUCAUGUAAACCGCCCCCUAUGUGUGGUCCAAACAUUUCACAUAAACAUCCCAAAACAAGACCUCCAGUUAAGUAAUAAUUUUCCUUUCCAGAUUCAGGUCCUCAGAGCCCGGAUGUUGACGGUGGUUACUCCCAGUGGUCUCAAUGGAGUAAAUGCAGCAAGUCAUGUGGAAUAGGGCGAAAAUCACGUGAGAGGACCUGCACCAAUCCCAGACCACAAGGUAAUGGAAAGUCAUGUCGCCGACUUGGCUGGCCAGACGAUUCAACGAUGUGUUAUCAGGAAUGCAACAGUAAGACAGCCAUUGCCUCGAUAAACAGUUUACUUAAUUUUCCUCUAACCUUAGCUCAAAUCAGGCCUUAAAGAAUUAAACUACUGCGAAAAACCGUACAUUUAAGGUUUCUUUGCUCGUAAACAAUUUUUCAAAGUGGUGUAAUGAUCCAUUUGUCCCCGAAUAAAAUAAACGGAAGUAUCAGAAGAAAAACGCAAAAAAAUGGCUACGAAGCCAAGCAAACCCAUGAGGAUUAACGGAAAAAACGGGGACUAUUGUUAUUACUACCUGUUGCAUUUAAUUUCUUAGCUGGUUUGAUAUCACUGAGAAUGAAGUUUCCUGGAAAAGGUUUUAAUGAUAGGAUAACCCAAAAAAAGCAAAAAAGCUUUAAAAAUUAAAAGUUGUUUAAAGAAAUAAAUAUGUGUGACGUCUAUUUUAGCAUCUUCAAGUCAAGGCUUUUAAAAUGGCUGACCGACAUUUCUAAUGGUUUGAAAUGCUUGGUUGAACAGCAAUUUAAAACUGAACCUUAAAGGAAAAGCGUUUAAAGUAGCUUAUUCAUUUUAUUCCUAUUUUCCUUUAAGACUGUGAUAAGGUGAUGGAUGUCGGCAUCGACAUCGACUCCUCAAGCAGCGUUCGGCGCAACAAUUUCGAGAAAGUGAAAGCCUUCCUAAUCCAGCUGGUUGACAAGAUGCACAUUUCGCAUCGAAUGACACAUGUGGCUGUCAUCCAUUACAAUCACAGAGCCUAUCUGGACUGGGACUUUAAAUCAGACCGCGCCAAGAACGCCGUCGCUCUCAAAAAAGCCAUCUUGAAUCUAAAGUACCAACCGGGAGGGACUAGGACGGACAUAGCGAUGGAUAAGUCCAUGGAGGAGAUGUUUAAAGUUGAUCACGGUCAGAGACCUGAUGUUCCUCAUGUACUGUUUGUUCUAACAGAUGGAAAGACUAGCUCGAGAUCGAAACCUUACGAGAAAGUUCUCAAAGCUUACAAGGUAAAUAUGUAUUCAAAUCUUCACACACACUUUUCUUCAAAUAGACGCUAACUGCAAUAGUUUAAUAUGAUAAAUACAAUUGUUUAAAUUAGGAGUGAACUUAACUGAUCCAAACAAAUCCAGGUCGACAGAGACUCAGAGGCUCUGGGAUGUUACCAUUCGGCCACACUGCCCUUCGGCCCUUCAGUGACAUGUUUGGUAUUCUGUUGGUUUUUCCUUGAGAUGUGAAUUGUCUUAGAGGAAACCGAAUCGAACUGAUUCUUGGAAGAAAAACCUAGCUUUCAGUUUUUUUUCUCACUUUUUCUAGCUUUUUCUUCCCAUGAAGUAUUAGCAAAACGAUCGCGUGAGUUGUUAAACUAAAGCUUUGAGAAAAACUAAGAUUUGACUUUUUUAAUACUUUUCUAGCUUUUUAUUCCCAUGCAGUGUUUGCAAAACGAUUGCGUGGGUUGUUCAAAGCACAGGCCACCCAGAAGCUCGACUGAAAAGCCGUAACCUCGGGACAAUAUAAAUGAUCUCUCCCUCGCGCAUCAUUCGAAAUAAAGAGCUUGCUUGCAAUUGUUACAGCUCGAAUUUUAUUAACACAAUGUAUGAAUAUUCGAUGGUUUUUUAAACGAUUCGAAAUAAUAAUAGUAAUAAUAAUAAUAAUAAUAAUAAUAAUAAUAAUAAUAAUAAUAAUAAUAAUAAAAAAGAAUAAUAAUAAAUUUCUUUCCUUGUAUUUGAGUUGCUUCUUAUUACUGUUUAUUCAAUUCUGAAGUAAGCCAUACCACUGAGAGAGGAGUUGACAAGGGAGGGGGAUAAGGGAGAGAAGAAAACUGACUUUUCCUCUUCCUUGACCCUUUUACUCAUGCGCUUUCCAGGUAAAAAAGAGAGUAACGAGUAUCUUGAUUUCUCACAAACAGGAUAGGGGGGUGAAGGUCGUUGCAAUCGGAGUCGGCCCGAGCGUGGAUAACAAAGAACUGACUGAGAUCGCCAUGGGACAACCAGACAACGUCGUUCACGUACAACAAUUUGACCAACUUGUGUCCAAGCUAGACGAGAUUGUUCAAAAAUCCUGUGCAGCGAUGAAAUCUAAAUUGAAAUAUUACUAA
This is a messenger RNA of Porites evermanni, 5054 nucleotides long. The record is from the annotation of a GenBank genome assembly. Lineage: Eukaryota; Metazoa; Cnidaria; Anthozoa; Scleractinia; Poritidae.